Monomorium pharaonis (pharaoh ant) is the source of this 1795-nucleotide messenger RNA. RefSeq lists its product as uncharacterized. The transcript has a single exon. Lineage: Eukaryota; Metazoa; Arthropoda; Insecta; Hymenoptera; Formicidae. The record is from RefSeq and is a predicted model, not a curated record. Bases 30 to 209 code for a protein of 59 amino acids.
CAGGCAGCAUAAAAAACAAAUUCCUAAUUAUGGGCUUGCACGUUUUCUGGCCUGCCACGGCUUGCCUGACUCUCUUCGUAGUUUGCAUUAUAAUCGUGAUGCUAAGAUACGGCGGACGUCUCUGCAAAUUACGACACGAGCCGUUGCCAUCCGAUCAAGAAUGGGAGGGCAAAGCGUAUUCAAGAAAGUUAUCCGUUUCCAAUGCGUGAGAAUGGAUAGCAUCGUCCCAAAAAUAUUGUAGCCACGGAUCGAAUUUUUUUCAGUCUAAAAAUAUACAAAUAAAACUGCCGAUUAGUAUUUUUGCUAACGUUAGUCAAAUGUAAGUAACUUUUAAAAUAUUUAUAAUGGCUUUUUCUGGGACCCAUCUCGAAUAUUGACAUCAGUAUUGCAUAUACCCAAUAUUGAUCAUGUAAGUUAAAUGAUCUGACAUUCCGUCCAUUUUCUCUAUAUUCGUACUAAUAUAUUUUUUUAUUAACAUAUAGAUACGUGUUUUUUGGGGAAAUUAAUACAAUUUCUAAGGUUUUAUAAAAUCGAAUUAAUUUACAAAACAUCGUUAAAAGAACGUUAAUGUUGUCCGUCCAUUUUUGAUAUUAAAUAUAUUCUUGUUCAAAGUGAUUUUUUAUGAUAUCUCUUAAUCGAACACUUUUAUAAUUUUUGUAUCGAUAUAACAUUUUAAGAAUAAAAUAUAUGCCAUAAAAAUUUGUACCCUUAAAUCGCUUUACGAAAUUAGGGAUGUGAAUCCCGACCGGCGUAACUUGUUAUAGACCACAUCACUCUUGUAUAUAUAAUAUUUUACUUUUAUUGACAACAUUGGAUUUUUAUUACAUGUGUAAUGGUUACACAAUUACUUCAAUAAGUAAGUAGAUGCAUUAUACAAUUUUUAUAGUAGUUCGUAAAGAAAAUCACCGAUUUCAUCGAGCUACGAUACAUUCAAAAUUCAGGAGUUAUCCUAAACUGUUACGGUCUGAAUGACGAAAUUGUCCGUGAUGAGGUAACCGCGCGAUCAGCGAUUUAUACAAAUACUUUCAACAAUCAUUUGUCUAAAUCGUUGCGAGGCAGUUACCGACCCGCACAACGAAUUCGCGUCUUUGGAAAAUGUACAAUCGAAUUUGUUUAAUCUUAAAGAAACGCGUAGAAAACUUUUGGCGAUCUGUCAUACCAAUUUCUGUAGUUGUACUAACGGGAUUAAAAUCAUUCAACAAGAUCGACGAUCAUGAAACUCAACGGUCCGUAAUUGAACGGCGAUUCGUAUGCCUCUAAUUAUUUUAAUUCUAACGAAUAAAGUUAGAACGAUUCUCUUAUUAUUAAUAUCUAGAAUAUCUAUGAUUCUCGUUCCAAGAGGGACGCGAUGUACUCGAAUAGCAAAAGGCUGUUCCGGGAGAAAUAUCGAGAAGGAUUUUUCAGAGCAGAAGUAAUUAAGGGCGGAAAUAAAAAAUGUAUUCGGUGAUCUCUCCCGACAGUCUCGGAAGUCGCGAGUGCGUUGGGUAAAAUUCAAUUUGCGACUUGUUAAAACAGUCUCGGGGAAGAAAUCCGCUUUGAAAUUUCUCCAGAAAUACGGGACAUUUUGCUAUCGACGCAAUCUCCCCGGAACGUUCUGUGUAGUUUUAAUCGAAGAAUCUGAAAAAUUAGUCUCUAGGUUUACUGAUGUAUCUUUCUAUCAUGCUAUGUUACAAUGCGAUUAAAACAUGGAGAGCUUCCUGCGAGCUCCACACAGAGAAGUCAAGCACGAUACUCGUUAAAUCUGCUUUACAUUGCAUAACCGCAUGACGCAUUCGAAUGUUUCAGAAUUGCGCAG